GCGAGGUUAUGCAAAGAGGUUUACAGUUGGAGUCCGGUAAAUAAGCUAAUCUUUGAAAGAAAUGCAGUCCAUCGUAAGCUCCAUGAGGGCUCUGGCACUGCGCCAAACCUCGGUGGAGCCACUCCGCUUGCUGCAUCUAUCCGCCGUUAGCGAGGCGGCCCGAAAGGGAACCCGAGAGAAGGCCCGCAAGAAAAAAGUCAAGGUGGAAGUAAAGAAGGUGGGAUUCAUCCCACACAACCAGCGCAAUAAGAAAAUCAAUGUGAAACGGGCGGACAAACAUGUGGACGACUCCUGGAAGCAGGUGCCCAAAGACGAUUGCUAUGUUGGUCGCUACUAUCGCUGGCCAGUGUACUCCGUCCAGGAGGCCAUCCAGUGUCACCGCGAAACACACCAUCCCAGCAUGUACAAUGUGCCCAAUGCUCCCCUGAAUGUAAACAUCGAACUGAACAUGCAGGCAGAGAAGAUCACCCGCUUUGUAGACAAUUUCCAGCGCAUGGCCAUGAUUCCGCAUAAGUUUGAGCACGGCGAGGAGCGCAAGAUCAUAGUGUUUACUAAGGGAAAUAUCGAAGUUCUCGAGGCUAGGGAAGCUGGCGCCUCGCUUGUCGGCGGCGUGGAGCUCAUCAAGGACAUAACUAACGGGGAGCUGCUGCUCUCCGACUACCAGUACAUAAUCGCCCAUCCGAACAUCCUGGCCGAACUGGUGGCUCUGCGUGGCCUGAUGAAGCGCAAGUUUCCCAACCCCAAGAGUGAGACGCUGGGCACAAACCUUGCAGAGAUGAUUGUCAAGUUCUCCAGCGGCAUCAGCUACAGUGCUGCCAAGGAUGAAAACCAGCAGAACUUUGGACUGAUCACCGCCAGUGUGGGAACCCUGGACAUGGAUGCGCAGAAGCUGGAGGAUAACCUAAAGUUUCUGCUGCAGGAUGUCAACUCUAUGAGACCGAAGCGCGAGGGUCGAUUUAUCACCCGUGUUCUGCUGAAGAGCCCGCCCAGCAGUGAGCAGCUUAAAAUCGAUCCCUUUGUCUACGUUCCCGAAAUGUGGGAAAAGAGUACAGCGAAGGUAAAGAGGGAGGAAACCAAGAAGCAAGAGGAACCGGAGGAAAGUCAGGAAGCCGUGGCCUCCAAUUAGUUAAUACAAAUGCCUAUGUAUUUUUGUUGAUGGAUCGUUUGUGCAUACUUUAAACUUACAUCUCCUAGA
Drosophila ficusphila is the source of this 1195-nucleotide messenger RNA. It is a transcript of the gene mRpL1, whose product is annotated as 50S ribosomal protein L1. The coding region runs from base 62 to 1126 and encodes 354 amino acids. Gene Ontology annotation, biological process: translation. Gene Ontology annotation, cellular component: mitochondrion; large ribosomal subunit. Lineage: Eukaryota; Metazoa; Arthropoda; Insecta; Diptera; Drosophilidae. The record is from RefSeq and is a predicted model, not a curated record. Gene Ontology annotation, molecular function: structural constituent of ribosome; RNA binding. The transcript is spliced from 3 exons.